AUGGCACGUGAUAGGAGCCCGGAACGUAGGCGCUCGCGAUCGCGAGAACGACGCGACAAAGACCGGCACGAAGACCGCGAUCGAGAGUCUCAUCGAGACAAAACCAAGCGUCGGGAUCGAUCUCGCAGCCCUAGGAAGGAACGGGAAAGGUCGCGAAGCCCGUCACGGAAAGAAAGAGAUAGGUCUCGUAGCCCUGUACGAAAAGAUAAAGACCGAUCUCGAAGUCCGGCACGGAAAGAUAAAGAAAACGACCGAGCUCGAAGCCCUACUCGGAAAGAUAAAGAUAGUGACCGAACUCGAAGCCCUGCACGUAAAGAUAAGGAAAAAGAAAAAGAUUCUCGCAGUCCAUCACGAAAAGAAAAAGACAGAUCGCGGAGCCCUAGCCGGCGAGAUCGCGAACGUGGUCGAUCACGUAGUCCCAAGAAACGUGAUGGCAAAGAAAAAGAAUCAGAGAGUAGGAGAAAAUAUGAUGAAAAGGAAAAGACAAAAAGCAAAAAAGAUGAAGACUCAAAAAUGGAGGAGGAUGAGCCACAAGAAAGUAAAGAAGUGGAUGUGAAACCAGUAAAGAAAGAGCCACUCUCUCUAGAAGAACUACUUGCCAAAAAGAAAGCAGAAGAAGAAGCCCGUAGCAAACCAGUGUUCUUGACUAAAGAACAAAGGGCUGCUCUAGCUUUAGAAAGACGGCAAAAGCAAGUAGAUGCUAUUAGAGCUAACACUGACAGGCCUUCUAUAACUACAAUUGAUCUUACAGGCCCAUCUAAAAGAGAAGAAGAAAUGAAGAAGUAUAGAGAUGAAAGAGAAGCUAUGAGAGAAAAAGAAAGAGAGAGACGGGAUGAGAGAGAAAGGGAAAGAGAAAGAAAAUAUGAGGAAAGGAAGUCAAUGAGUGAUCGCCGAGAUGAUAAGAAGGAUAAAAAUGAAGAAGUUUCGAAAACAAAAGAUAAAGAACGUGAAGAAGAGGCCAUUAAGGCACGUUAUUUAGGUAUUGUGAAGAAAAAACGCAGAGUGAGAAGGUUAAAUGACCGUAAAUUUGUGUUUGAUUGGGAUGCAUCUGAAGAUACAUCAAAUGAUUACAAUGCACUGUACAAAGAAAGACAUCAAGUCCAGUUCUUUGGCCGUGGCCACAUUGCUGGUAUAGACAUAAAAUCACAGAAGAAAGAUUACAGCAAGUUCUAUGGCAACCUAUUAGAAAAACGUAGGACAGAAUUAGAAAAAGAACAAGAAAAGUUACGUCUCAAAAAAGUUAAAAAGAAGGAAGACAAGCAAAAGUGGGAUGAUCGUCAUUGGUCUGAAAAAGAUCAGGACGAAAUGACUGAAAGGGAUUGGCGUAUUUUCAGAGAAGAUUAUAAUAUCACCAUUAAAGGUGGCAAGAUUCCGAACCCAAUCAGAAAUUGGAAGGAAGCUGGCUUCCAUCCAGACAUUAUGGAAAUUAUAGGGAAAGUCGGCUAUAAAAGUCCAACACCCAUUCAAAGGCAAGCUAUUCCUAUUGGUUUACAAAACCGAGACAUAAUUGGUGUUGCUGAAACUGGAUCUGGUAAAACAUUGGCCUUCCUCAUACCACUUCUCACUUGGAUUCAAUCACUCCCGAAAAACGAACGUUUGGAAGAUGCUGAUCAAGGGCCAUACGCUAUUAUAUUAGCUCCAACGCGUGAGUUGGCGCAACAGAUAGAGGAAGAGACUAAUAAAUUUGGAAUUCCUUUGGGUAUUACAUCUGUUGUUGUAGUGGGAGGUUUGUCAAGAGAGGAACAGGGGUUCAAGCUCAGAUUGGGAUGUGAAAUAGUUAUUGCGACGCCUGGUCGUCUUAUCGAUGUAUUGGAAAACAGAUAUUUGGUACUAAACCGUUGUACAUAUGUCGUCCUCGACGAAGCUGAUCGUAUGAUUGACAUGGGUUUCGAACCUGAUGUACAGAAAAUUCUAGAAUACAUGCCAGUUUCUAACAUAAAACCGGAUUCGGAUGCUGCCGAGGACGCCUCAGUUUUGCUAGCAAAUUACAACUCUAAAAAGAAAUUCAGACAAACUGUGAUGUUUACAGCUACUAUGCCUCCUGCAGUGGAGCGUUUAGCGAGGAGUUAUUUACGUAGACCCGCUAUUGUAUACAUUGGUUCUGUUGGUAAACCUGUAGACAGAACAGAACAAGUCGUCUACAUGAUCGGCGAGAAUGAGAAACGUAGAAAGCUGACAGAGAUAUUACAGAGAGGAGUCGAACCUCCGAUUAUAAUCUUCGUCAACCAGAAAAAGGGAGCAGAUGUCCUGGCUAAAGGUUUGGAGAAGUUGGGUUUCAAUGCAUGUACAUUGCACGGUGGUAAAGGACAAGAGCAACGUGACUUUGCGCUCGCCAGUCUUAAAAAUGGUUCGAAAGACAUUCUGGUGGCAACAGAUGUCGCUGGUCGUGGUAUUGACAUCAAGGACGUCAGUAUGGUUAUCAACUAUGAUAUGGCAAAGACUAUUGAAGAUUACACGCAUCGUAUCGGUCGUACUGGUCGUGCGGGCAAGACUGGUAAAGCUAUAUCAUUCGUUACAAAAGAAGAUUCGGCGUUGUUCUACGACCUCAAACAAGUCCUACUUGCGAGUUCUGUGUCUACUUGUCCGCCUGAGCUGAUGAACCAUCCCGAGGCUCAACAUAAGCCCGGCACGGUUGUCACUAAGAAAAGGCGAGAGGAAAUGAUAUUUGCAUAG
Molecule: messenger RNA, 2673 nt
Organism: Spodoptera exigua (beet armyworm)
Lineage: Eukaryota; Metazoa; Arthropoda; Insecta; Lepidoptera; Noctuidae
Source: the annotation of a GenBank genome assembly